This is a messenger RNA of Amphiprion ocellaris (clown anemonefish), 7794 nucleotides long. It is a transcript of the gene grb10b, whose product is annotated as growth factor receptor-bound protein 10b. Gene Ontology annotation, biological process: insulin receptor signaling pathway; negative regulation of Wnt signaling pathway; negative regulation of insulin receptor signaling pathway. Bases 371 to 2251 code for a protein of 626 amino acids. The record is from RefSeq and is a predicted model, not a curated record. Gene Ontology annotation, molecular function: insulin receptor binding. The transcript is spliced from 18 exons. NCBI's taxonomy places the organism in Eukaryota, Metazoa, Chordata, Actinopteri, Pomacentridae.
GUGUGUGUCCUCCCGGCCGCAUGAGAUGAGCUGCCUGCAGUCUUUGCAACCACUGUUUUCGCCUCCUCCUCCUGCUGUUCUCCUCCUCGCCUCCGUCUCUCUGUCCGGUCCGGGAAUACUGACCCACGGCGGCCUGAUCCGGCGCUGCCAGAGUCUCCCUCCACAUCCACGGCUGCCACUCUCCCGGUUUUGUCUCUGAGGGGUCGGAGCCUGCCUGCGUUGAUCUUGCCUGGAAGAUCAGUGUUCUCAUUGGGAAUGUGGACCGAGACUGGAAGGAGACACUUGGGACCCAUGCCCAUGGUUCUCCUCUGUCCGUCUUGAAACUGAUCCAAGCAGACAAAUUGCAAAAAAUAUCUGAGAAACACAAACCAUGGCUGUGGCCGGAUGUCCGGAUUAUUUCCUGCAUCAUCCAAAUUAUCAGCAGGAUAAUAUCGACCGAUCUUCCAGUCACAGACAGGCUGACCUCAUUGGUCCAAGCUUCCAGCAAUCAGCCAAUCAGAGUUCUCCUAACCAUCAAGAGGAUGACGUUGACUUAGAGGCCCUGGUGAAUGAUAUGAACUCGUCGCUGGAGAGCCUGUACUCCUCCUGCAGUGGUCAGCAGACAGAGUCGACCCCGCUGCUGCACAACGGACAGACCUCUUCCUCGCACCACCAUCACCAUCAUCACCACCACUCACAGCACAACCAGCCUCGCCAGGGUCAGCACUCAAAUGUGUUAAGCCACGUCUCCCCGGAGCCGCCGUCCUCUUCUUCCUCGUCCGCCGAUUCACCCCAAACUAGCCUCCGACGGUCGCAGCCCAUGCACAUCCUUGCCGUCAGGAGGUUGCAGGAGGAGGAGCAGCAGCUGAGGACGUCGUCUCUCCCGGCCAUCCCCAACCCGUUCCCCGAGCUCUGCAGUCCAGCCAGCUCACCUGUCCUCAGUCCUGGGUCUCUACCUCCUGGAGAACCCUCUUCAGGCAAAUAUAUUGUGAAGAUCUUCAGUGAAGACGGCAUGGGGAAGGUUGUGGAGAUCCCAGCCGACAUGACAGCCAGGGACCUGUGCCAGCUCCUGGUUUAUAAAAGCCAUUGUGUGGAUGACAACAGUUGGGCACUUGUUGAGCACCACCCGCUGCUAGGGCUAGAACGCUGUCUUGAAGACCACGAGUUGGUGGUUCAGGUCCAAGCCUCCAUGAACAGCGACAGCAGAUUCCUCUUCAGGAAGAACUAUGCCAAAUAUGAAUUCUUCAGAAACCCCCUGACAUUUUUCCCAGAGCACAUGGUUGCAUGGUGCCAGGAAACCAAUCAUACAAUUCCACCAUCUCAGCUCCUUCAGAACUUCCUAGCAACCAGUAGCUGUCCAGAAAUCCAGGGGCAUCUGUAUAUGAAGGAUGUGGGGAGGAAGUCGUGGAAGAAAGUUUACAUGUUCCUGCGGCGCUCAGGACUCUACUGUUCUACUAAAGGAACCUCAAAGGAGCCCAGACAUCUACAGUUACUAGCAGACUUGGAAGACAGCAACAUCUUUACUGUCAUCACAGGCAGAAAGCAGCAUGGUGCGCCCACAGACUACGCAUUCUGCAUCAAGCCCAAUAAAGGCCGAGGGGAGAUGAAGGAGUUGAGGAUGCUGUGUGCCGAGGAUGAACAAAGCAGAACCUGUUGGAUGACUGCCUUCCGACUCUUUAAGUACGGGAUUGUAUUGUACCAGAAUUACAAGAUUCCUCAACAAAGAAAAACCUUACUGUCGCAUUUUUCUGCUCCUGUGCGGAGUGUAUCGGAGAACUCCCUCGUGGCCAUGGACUUCUCAGGGAGAAUAGGAAGGGUGAUCGACAACCCAGUAGAGGCUCAGAGUGCUGCCAUGGAGGAGGGGCAUGCGUGGAGGAAGAGGAGUCAACGAAUGAACAUAUUAGGUUCCCACAGUCCAUUACACCACUCCUCACUAAGCUCGGUCAUCCACAUAGCUCAGCUGUGGUUCCACGGCAGGAUAACCAGAGAAGAAUCCCAUCGUAUCAUCCACCAGCAGGGACAAGUAGACGGGUUGUUUCUGCUGAGAGUCAGUCAGAGUAACCCCAAGGCGUUUGUGCUCACAUUGUGCCAUCACCAGAAAAUCAAACAUUUCCAGAUCCUACCGUGUGAAGAGGAUGGCCAAGUCUUCUUCAGCCUUGAUGACGGCGCCACCAAAUUCACCGACCUGAUCCAGCUGGUGGAGUUCUACCAGCUCAACAGAGGAGUUCUGCCUUGUAAACUCAAACACCCGUGCACCGUCGUGGCCUUAUGACACCUUCGGAUCAUGUGACCCAUUUGACACUUGACUUGACUCUGCCUAAAACAAACCGAAACAAAAAGAACCUCCCUGUCAGCGGGUUCUUUUUUGUUUUUAUCUUUUUAAGAAGCUGGUGAAUUGACUGAUGUUCCGUUGUUGUUGUUUUAUAUUGUUGUGAGUCCGCUGGAGACCGCUGACUUGUUGGAUUUCUUUUGAUUUGCAUGGAGGUUUGAGGACUUGGAUGCACAACUCGGUUACUCGUUUUAAGAAAAGAGAAGAUAAAGGAAAUGAACACUGCCAUUUGUGUCAAUGCUGUUGCAAAAUGUUCCACAGUCUUGCUCCCAUAAGUCAUUGAUAAGCAUGGACCCCAGCUCGAGUGUAGACUGUAUCUCCCUUCAGCUGGACAAUCAGCAGGACAAUUCAAGCUCUCGUGUGGACCACUCUGCUCUCGGAGAACAAACAAUAGUUUCAUUUAAGCUUUUCAUCACACGUCCUUGAAGAAUAUACUGUAGAUGGAGAGUUUCUUGUCACUUAGUUUUGUACUCAAUGAAGUGGGUGUGGCCUUUGACGGUGCAUGACCUCUCCACUGGCGCAUUACUUAACUGUGAGACGAUGCCACCGCCCUCUAGUGUCAUAGACAUGUAUGGACGUGUCCCGAUUCAACAUGGAUGAGAUUUGGAGGCACUAGAAAGAUGUUUUUUUUUUUUUUCGUUUUGAGAUUUGGAGCUAUAAAAAUUGAAGAAUCUGGAGCUAUUAAAACAAAAUAUUUUGUGGACAGUACAAAAUCUGCAUUGUCUGCCCUCUCAGAAAUGUUUUCCACCAUUUCUGGCCACACAGGGUUUCUUUUCUUGAUGAUGCAUCAAUUGCAGUUAUGUAUUGUUAGCAAUAUUCUCUUAUAUCAUUUUGUUUAAAGUCGACCUUUUGCAUUCUGGACGUUUGCAACUCGUCAUCAUUCACAUAAGCUACAACAGAGUCAUUGUGUGCUCGUUCUACUAUUUACAUUCUGUUGCUCACUUCAGCUCCUGAAAGUAUUUCCCAGGAAACUUCCACAAAAACAAAAGAAUUCUAACCAGACAGGCAGUUUUGGUGAUUGUAAUGUUAAGUUCAGGUGGCGUGGAGGAAAUUGGUAAGUGCAGCUGCAUGUAGUGCUUGUAUCUAUUUUCUGUCACUGCAGGCAAAUGCAUAACGCUGCCAGUUGCAGAAGAUAAAGUGAGCCAAAGGAGAGUAUCAGUUUGUUGUCUGAGUUUCCUAGCCACAGCACAGGGAAGGUUAACCACUCGCAUUUCCCUCAAAAGUUUUACCCAAAUAACUGUCAGCAAGUCAAAGGAAGCAAAAUCGAUGUUAAUCUCCUUCAAACAAAACUGCAGAGAGAUGCAGUAGGUCCUGUGGGGAACAAUCAGUCCCAGGUCUUCACCCUAUUUUCAUACAUGUUGCACAAAUUACCUCCUGUCUGUUGGAAGCCAGCGAGAUGCUGUCAAACAUGCAUGUGGCUAGAAACAUGGUUAAGUUUGCUGUGACACCGAUAGUAGACUCUGUGCAUUACAUUCCAUAUAAUGUGGCCUUUUUCUACCUGGAAGUACUUGUAAAAACAAACAGUGUUACAGAUAAAUUUACUGCCCCAGUGGACACCAACUCUUUGUAGAUCCGGAUAGAAUGUUCACGAAAACGCUAGCUGCUAGUACAGUGUGGGUAGAGACAGAAGUUUGUCACAAUAUUCUAAACAAACGAUGCCUGCGUCUCUUUUGGAUCUUCCUCCUCACCUACUCUCAUCACACUUUCUUUAGGCUACUGUUAGAUAAUACUGAAAAUACUCAGCGGUGUGUCAACAAAAAAGUGGAAAUAUUAAGACUUUAACCCGUCAGUUUUCAUUUGAGUUGACUGACUUGUACACGAUUUGUUUUUGAGUGCAGAUAAUGAGAGUAUCAGCCGGAGAACAGAGACAGACAACUCUGAUGGAGUUAGUUUGAGGGCACUGGAUUUACUUUGUGUCCCAGACAGUGCAAGUUGAUCUUUUUUUGGUUAUUAUUUGCUAAAACCAGUCAAGGCUCAAAACAAAAAAAGUAUUUCACUGGAUUUCCCUUUGGCCAAGUCUGCAAUGGAGCUCAUAUAAUCAACUAAAAUGAACGGAAGAAAAACCAUUUUUGUUUUGCUUAGAGUGGGAUACUUUUUACUCAGGAUGGGACGAAUUUGACUUUUCUGGGCAAAACCCAGGACAGACACAGGUAAAUACUGGAAGUUCUUGGUUAGAUUUUGUUACUUCAAAAAAGCCACAGCCAGUGAAUUAGGUUCAGAAUUCUCCUUUUUUUAAAAACAUCUCACCACAAACAGCAUUUAAUUUCUUUUGUUUUUCCUUUUGUACACCUGAAAUUUCUUGAAAAUCUUUAGUCCAAUGCUUGGUGGUAGUGUCGUCUAGGCAACCAGCCAGCAGAUUAUUAGAAAUCUAUGUGUACUUCUGUACAUCAACAGCCAUUUUUGUCUUAAGGUAUAUUUAACAUCGGAGAUGCAGAAUAGCAGCACUAUAUUGGCACUCUGUGCAUGGUCACCGUUAUUUAUCUAAGAUGCAAUGACUCUUUUUUUGUUUUGUUUUUAUUGUUGCAGGAAAAUGUAUUUAUUUAUCUGGAUGUGACUGAUUACUUGAAAAUUUUAGAUUGCUUUUCUCAGCGCUGUUCUGUACUGUUUUCUUUUGUCAUUACCAUGAAAUGAUUGACCAGUGUGAUGAUUAUUAUAAUUGUUAUGACAUAGCCUAUAUUGAUGUAUUUUUUCUUCUUUUUUUUUUUAGUUUUGAUUAUUCAAAAAUAAUUUUGUCAUGAUCAACACUUGUUGUGAAGUGAUGUUUAAAGCACACUGGCAUCCGUAGUGUUACAAUGACCAUUCCAGUAGUCGACAAGUGGAAUGUUGUGAAACUAGUAACAAAAAAUACAAGGGUUUCCCAAAGCAUUAGCCCCUAAAUUACUAUUUUUGAACUCCUUUAAUUACUGUUCUUAUUUCUUCCAAAUCUGUUUAAAAAAAAAAAAAAAAAAAAAAAAAUUGAAUGAAAACAAAAAAGAAUUUCAACCCACUAGUGUUUAAAAGCGUCGGAUUUUCUUGUUGUCCUGUAGUGACCCAAAAUAGAGAAACGUGGAUUUAAGUAAUGAAUCCGCAAAUGUUUUGGGAAACUGGGUCAAAUAAGCCUCAGCAUUCUUAUAACUUACUGUUUAAACACCUGCCUCGAGGAAAGAAUUUUAAAAGUUUAGAUGUAGGGCAAAACUUUACAUUAAACAUCUUAAAAUGCUUAGAUUAGAUAUAAUUAAACAAAUGGAUAAUGACAAAUACCCUGCAGACACAGUAAUGCAUUGUCAGAAUUUCUUUUUUUAUAAGUUUAUACCCUCAAAACUGCAACAAUAAGCUCCUAUUUCAUGUAAUUCAAACCGUACCAGAGCACCGUUGUUAGAUGGUUUACUGCAUUGACCUUAGGAAAGUGGAACAAAAUGCUUAUUUUUAUGAUUUGCAUGAAUGUAGAUCUCGAGUUUAUUCAGUGGGGAUCCCGUCGCUGGUGUUUUCCAACUGGAUCUUUAAAUCCAUAAAUUCUUUUGUAGUUGCUGAAAGUCAUCUUAAGCUAUUAAGAUUCCACUGACAUAUUUUAGCUGUCUCAAUCUAAGUCUCCUGUGAUUCAGUCUGCACUUCUGCACUCAUUCCCCAACUCCCCAAUAUUACUUUUUUUUUCUCUGACUGAUGUGAAACGUAGCAGACAUUAAUAUUUGAGGGACAGGUCAGGUAGCCUUGUAAGCUGGAGUUUCUGUUUGCAUAAAGGUUCACAGGAUUUUUACUCACUCUAAACACAAAAGGCAGAUAGUAAAUUCAGUUAUUGGACAUAUGGACAAAUAAAUAGGCAGAUUUGGAAAUCCACAUUUUUACACUUAACAGAAAUGAAUGUAACUGGGUUGCUCAGGGCUGACUUGGAGCCUGUUAGAAACUACUGGUCCAUCAAAAGACUUCAAGUGUGGGAUGAUGAUGAUGGACUCCAUGUACAGGACAAUGAAUAUUUUAGUUGAAUUAUCCUGGGAUUUGCUAACUUUUCUCCAUCAUGUACACCGCCCAUCUGCUAGCUGUGAUUACUUGAAAAAUAUACUUGCAGAAAAUUGAGUAGGUCCUGUACUAUUAAAGAAUACAUUUAGUUUGCAUAGUGCUUUUAAUAUUAUUGUUUAAGCUGUUUAUUAAAAUACUGGCCUGGCUACCUGAGCUGAUGUAAGGCUCCAUUACCAACAUGUUAAUUAUUCCAACUUUGUAUUUUUAUGCUAUCAACUAGAUGGCAGUCUAGAAGAAAUUAUAAUCUAAUCUGCUUCAUGUUGUCAUAUCAUAAUUGUGUCUUACAAAUAUGUCAAAUCAACACUUGGAGGUGUAACUGAAAUCAGUGGAGCACGUUGUCAGUUUUGGUAGCCAGGCGUUUGCAACCACAGAUGGUGCCUCUGAUGACCUCUCUUCCUGUGCACAAACCAGGCCGAAUGACAAAGCUACACACUCACAAAUAAUACACGAUUUAAUGAGUACUUGACAAGAACAAUUCAGAAAACUGCGCUCUGUGAAUCUGGCUAAAGCUGUUGGGAAUGAAUGCUUGUCUUUUCAGCUGCAGUUUCAGUUUACCUUUGGAGCUCACAGUGAAUUAGCCCUGAUCCUGCAAACAUGGAUUGAUCUAUUAUACUCGGAGUCUUGUGCAUUUUCAUAACAUUGUCACAAUGCAAGACACCAUGGCUGUACAAAUGACUAAAGUAAAAAAUAUAUAUAUAUCUAUAUAUAAAAAAAUAUAAACUAUUAUGUAUUUCAGGGAAUGCAAAAAAGAAAACAGUAACUUAUCUCUUUUUGUAAGAGAGAGCUCCUGUAUUCAUAAUGUGCUUUGCUUCAAUCUGUAAAUAGUUGAAUGGCUUAUAAAUCUUAAUUGUAACCUUUUCAGGUAUUUUUGUACAAAUAAGGGACUGAUAUAUUCUGUUUAUUGUAAUUAGAAUAAAACAUUAAUACAUUGAUAUAAAAAAAAUACACUGUGUUUGUCUUUAUGUAGGGAAACUUCUGCUAACUAAAGGAAGUAAGUACGAACUCUAUGACAGAUUUAUACGAUGUUACAAGCCAAUCUCAUGCACAUUGAUUGUAAUGUGUCAAGUUGUGCCCAGAAUCUUAAAGAAAAAAGUAAUUCUAGUUCCACUCUUAGGCCAAGCAAACUACUACAUAUUAAACUCGACAGAAAGGCCAAUGCUCGGUUUUGCCACCAGAUGGUGCAAUACUACAAGAAGUUAAAGGGCUAAUAAAAUGAAAUUGCUCCAAAAGAAUCAGAUUAAUGUAGGAAAUAUUUUAGUAACAAUCCACCGGGAGCCGAUUACUCCUGCAAAUAAGUCAUUAUAUGGCGUAUGCAUACUGAUAGAAAGAAAAUCAGGUUAAGGUGGGGUCUACAUUAAAACCACUUGGAACUGACCCUUUGACACCAUCUGUGUCACACCCUUUGGAUUAUCAGUCAUGCAAAGUUGUGAGGUUUCAAGGCUUAAAGUUUUGUUGUGUGCAAAGAAAAAGAUUAAAGAUUAACAUGUCUGAAA